Molecule: messenger RNA, 1864 nt
Organism: Vicia villosa (hairy vetch)
Lineage: Eukaryota; Viridiplantae; Streptophyta; Magnoliopsida; Fabales; Fabaceae
Product: protein DETOXIFICATION 18-like
Exons: 7
Coding region: 170-1627 (485 amino acids)
Biological process (GO): xenobiotic detoxification by transmembrane export across the plasma membrane
Cellular component (GO): membrane
Molecular function (GO): antiporter activity; xenobiotic transmembrane transporter activity
Source: RefSeq, a predicted model, not a curated record
UCCGCCAAAUCCAAGUAUCCAACGGCUUAGAAACCUUAGAAGAAAAAAAACAUUUUGUGUGGUCUAUACCAAACAACAUUAUUAAAUCAGUCCACCUCAUUUCUUGCAACCCCGUGCUUCUCGUGAUGCUGCUUUGAGAAAUUUGACCAGCAAGAAAAUCUCUCUCAACAUGGCGACAACGGGAAGUAGCAUUUCAGAAACACCUCUGUUACUCUCAACUCAUGAUGAUAACGGAAACCACAAGACACAGAGAUGGUGGAACAAAGUCUUGGACAUGGAGGAAGCCAAACAUCAACUCAUGUUUUCACUGCCAAUGAUUCUUACAAACUUGUUCUAUUACUUAAUCACUUUGGUUUCUGUCAUGCUUGUUGGUCACCUUGGUGAGCUUCAGUUAGCCGGUUCUACUCUCGCUCAUUCCUGGUUUAGUGUCACCGGCUCCGCUGUUAUGGUUGGUUUAAGUGGUUCACUAGAAACACUCUGUGGACAAGGAUUUGGUGCAAAGGAAUAUCACAUGUUGGGAAUUUAUUUACAAAGCUCCUGCAUCAUAUCGUUUAUUUUUUCAAUCAUUAUAUCCGUUAUUUGGUUCUAUACACAACACAUUCUUGUGUUUCUUCAUCAAUCACAAGACAUUGCUAGAACAGCAGCACUCUAUAUGAAGUUUCUUAUACCAGGAAUAUUUGCAUAUAGUUUCUUGCAAAACAUCUUGAGGUUUCUACAAACACAAUCUGUAGUCAUGCCGCUGGUUUACCUUUCAGCUAUUCCAGCUUUGCUUCAUGUGGGAAUUGCUUAUGGGUUUGUUGAAUGGGCAGGUUUGAAUUUCAUAGGUGGACCUAUUGCAACUUCUGUUUCGAUGUGGAUAAUAAUGAUAUUGUUAGGCUUAUAUGUCUUGUAUGCAAAGAAGUUCGAGAAAACGUGGAGAGGAUUUUCAAUGCAGUCAUUUCAUUACUUGUUUGCAAACAUGAAACUUGCUCUGCCUUCUGCAGCAAUGGUGUGUUUGGAGUAUUGGGCUUUUGAAAUUAUGGUUUUCCUAGCUGGAUUACUGCCUAACUCACAAAUCACAACUUCAUUGAUUGCAAUAUGUGCAAAUACAGAAUCAUUUGCUUACAUGAUCACUUACGGUCUUGGUGCAGCUGCAAGUACAAGAGUUUCCAAUGAAUUGGGAGCAGGCCACCCAGAAAGAGCUAAACAUGCAAUGAGAGUCUCUCUAAAGCUCUCUCUUCUCCUUGGAUUGGGUUUUGUUUUGUUACUUGUAUUUGGUCAUGAUUUAUGGAUUCAGCUGUUUAGUAAUAGUCCUGUUAUCAAAGAGGAGUUUGCUUCAAUAACACCCUUGCUUGCUAUUUCAAUAUUACUAGAUUCUGUCCAAGGUGUCUUAUCAGGGGUGGCUAGAGGAUGUGGUUGGCAGCAUUUAGCUGUUUAUGUCAACCUUGCAACUUUUUAUCUCAUUGGUUUACCAAUCUCAUGUCUCCUCGGAUUUAAGACCAAUUUGCAAUAUAAGGGUUUAUGGAUUGGUAUGAUUUGUGGGCUGGUGUGUCAAGCUGGGGCACUCUUACUUUUAACAAGGCAUGUCAAAUGGACUAAACUGAACCUCUCAGAGAACAAAGAUAAUGACCAACCUAUUGUUGUUUGACAAUUGAAUGUAUGCAAACUAUAACUCGUGAGAUUCAGGCUUGGAGUGCGCUGAAGACUUUCGAACGUUGAAGCAAACACAGACAAAAAUUAUGAUCACAACUUGUAGUAAACAUGGAUAGUAAAGAAGCUAUUAGAAUAUACAGGCUCUUAUUGUAAGUUGUAACCAUGUAAUAAAUAAUACCAAUAGAUUCAACUAAUUCACUCACCAGAAAAGUUAACUAAUGUAAAUAAAGUU